This is a messenger RNA of Darwinula stevensoni, 1013 nucleotides long. The record is from the annotation of a GenBank genome assembly. Lineage: Eukaryota; Metazoa; Arthropoda; Ostracoda; Podocopida; Darwinulidae.
AGAGCAUCUUCAGCGCUGGAAGACGAAGAAGUGAGAGGAUGCAUAGGGCUGUAGGGCUGGCACGGUCCUUCCCUAUAAAAGCCACGACGUCCGUCCCCGAGGACCUCAGUCUCAUCCCCACCUCAGUCCCCGUACCCGUAGGCUUUACCCCUUUCCCAGAAGGGUUCUCCUGCUAUUCCUUCCAGCCGGCAGCCCCCAUCUAGUCAGUCAGGUGUCGAAGAAGAUGAGGACUUGGUGCGUGGGCGUCUCAGCGGUGACCGUCCUCUUCCUAGCUGUGGCAUACGUCAGUUCAGGACCGACGUUGCACAGAGCGAAGCGAUGGGAGGAGUUCCCGAACGUGACCUUCACGUUCGACUGCUCGGGUCGAUCACUGGGAUUCUACGCUGAUACGGAGUUCAACUGCCAGAUCUUCCACUUGUGCGAUGCGGACGGACGCCGAAUCCCGUACAUCUGCGCCAAUGAAACCGGCUUCAACCAGCAAUACCGCGUCUGCGACUGGGCUUACAAUUUCGAUUGCAACGAAGCUCCCACUUGGUACUACUUGAACGACCUCACCUACGUCACCGAUCCCCCUAAGGUUAAGGUCUAGGUCGGAGGGAAACGAAAUUCCGCCCUCGACUGUGAUUUCGGUCCGAUGAAAGUAACCUUUCCACUUUUUCACGUCUUUCAAAAUUUUCCGGAAAUCAAAAAAUGUUUUGUUUUAUUUUUUCUCCCUUCGGAUCUCAACUUCUUGCCGUUCUUUCCCUCAGAGCUGGUCUCUCCCUUCCGUUUCUUCAAUUGAUAGUACAUACCUCCAGAACACGUGCGCCUGUUUGUAUUCGUGUCGGUGUGUUACCAUAGCCGUACGACGUGCCAUUUUUCGUCAGUUACCACGCACGAGCCUAUUCCCCCUCCCUUUCCCCUGUUGUUUUCGGACUGGGCAAACGAUAAUGUUGUGGUGAAUGUAUGCGUUCCUAUGGUUCCUCAUUUGAGGCCUCGGUUCAUGUGAAUGGAAAGAUAUUUUUUGGCCUGUC